Molecule: messenger RNA, 3367 nt
Organism: Magnolia sinica
Lineage: Eukaryota; Viridiplantae; Streptophyta; Magnoliopsida; Magnoliales; Magnoliaceae
Product: putative disease resistance protein RGA3
Exons: 2
Coding region: 104-2923 (939 amino acids)
Biological process (GO): defense response to other organism
Molecular function (GO): ADP binding; protein binding
Source: RefSeq, a predicted model, not a curated record
CUCUCUCUCUUCCAUACCUUCAAAGUCCUUCCCAUUUCCUAUAUUUACAUCUCUUUGAAGUCAAAUUCCUCCCUUCUUUUCAUCACUACCAAAAGCAGAAAACAUGGUUGAUUCACUGGUCUCGCUUGCCAUAGAAAAAUUGGCCAAAGUUGUUGAAGAUGAGGUGGUUUCGUUGGUGGGUGUCACCAACGAGAUCAAAAGGCUUUCCAGUACGUUCACCUCGAUCCAAGCUGUGCUUAAAGAUGCUGAAACUCAGCGACUGAAGAACGAAGCAGUGAAGGACUGGUUGGAGAAGCUCAAAGACGUGGCCUAUGAUGUGGAUGACAUACUAGAUGAAUGGAUGACGGAAGCUCUCAAAUCACAAGCACCUGAUGAAGAUGGUGUGUCCUGUUUCAGUAAGAAGAAGGUAAGAAGCUUCCUGUCGCCUGUUAACUGCUUCAAUCAUGUUGUGUUACGCCACAAAAUUGGGAGUAGGAUAAAGGAGGUGAGGGGUAGAUUAGAUGAUAUUGAAAAAGAGAAGAACCGAUUUAAUUUUAUUACGAGGGGGGUGGAUAGUGAAGUUAGGGAGGGUGAGAUAGGUGACCGAGAGACAAGCUCCCUACCUGACCCGUUCAUUGUUGGGAGGGAAGGUGUUAAAAAAAAAGUCAUAGACUUGAUGCUGGGGGGGAGUAGUAGAGAGGUAAAUGAGGUGCCCUUCGUCAUUUCUAUCGUUGGAAUGGGGGGCUUGGGCAAGACCACCCUUGCUCAACUCAUUUACAACGAUAAAAUAGUCGAGGGGCAUUUCGACAUGAGGAUGUGGGUAUGUGUUUCUGAAGAUUUUGAUGUCAAACGUAUUACAAAAUCAAUCAUCGAAUGUGCAACUUGGAAGGUUUGUGAGUUAUCAGACUUGGACCCGUUGCAGCGUAGUCUCUGUGAUAUGUUGCAAGCAAAGCGAUUCUUGCUUGUGCUUGACGACGUUUGGAGACAUGAUAACAAGAAGUGGAACGAUCUGAGACGUCCCUUCCAAGCUGGUGCACCCGGGAGUCGAAUCAUUGUAACCACUCGUUCGGAAGAUGUUGCAUCGAGGAUGGGAAGUACUGAUCACAUGCAGAAACUGGAUGUUUUAUCUCAUGAAGAUUGCUGGUCAGUGUUCAGUCGCGAAGCGCUUGAGCAUCGGAGUGCAGAAGAGCGUUCGGAUUUGGAAGAGAUUGGAAGGAAAAUCGUAAACAAGUGUGGAGGGCUGCCUCUCGCAGCAAAGACGAUAGGGAGCGCCAUGCGCUCGAGAAAGACGAGAAGGCAGUGGGAGCUUGUGUUGGAAAGCGAGAUAUGGAACUCAGGUGAUAUAGUGGGAGGUAUUUUACCCGCUUUAUUACUGAGCUACCAUGAUUUACCUCCAACUCUGAAGCAGUGCUUUGUGUAUUGCUCUAUUUUCCCGAAAGAUAGUUGGAUAAUGAAGGAUAGGAUAGUCAAGCUAUGGGUGGCACAAGGUUUCAUCUGCUCGAGGGGAAGUCUAGACAUGGAGGAAACUGGUGGGCUGUAUUUCGAUGAUUUACUAAGACGCUCGUUGCUCCAAGAUGCAGAACUCGAUGAUGACAAUAACGUACUCAAGUGCAAGAUGCAUGAUUUAGUUCAUGAUCUUGCACAAUCUGUUGCAGGAAGUGAGUGUUCAGUGGUGGAGAUGAGAAAGCAAUCCUCAUUGAACCUAAAUAAUCUCCGCCAUUUGUUUUUAAUUGACAGUGAUGACGCAGGUGACAGAGAUUGGGCCACCUUGUAUAAGGCACAAAAGCUGCGGACGUUGCUACGUGACUCAAGAAUCUCCAGGGUGCCAAACAAUUUAUUUCAUCAUUUCAGGCACCUCAGGGCAUUGGACUUGAGUCACACUAGCAUUCAGAAAUUGCCUCCAACAGUUGGAAACUUGAAGCACUUGAGAUUUCUUGAUUUAUCAGUGACAAAGAUCGAGGAGUUGCCAGAGGAGGUCAGUAAUUGUAGAAAUUUACAGACCUUGAGACUCAAUAGUUGUCAUGGUCUAAGAAAACUGCCUAGAGGGAUGGGGAAAAUGAUUAGCUUGAGACAUUUAGAAAUAGAAUUCACUGGCAUAAAGUACUUACCGCAGGGCAUAGGGAAACUGAGUAGCCUUCGGACAUUAACAAAGUUCAUAGUGGGGGGUGACGAUGAAGGAUGUAAAUGGGGAGAACUGAAACACCUCAAUCAUCUUCAGGGAAGUCUUCUAAUUACUGGCUUGGAAAAUGUGAGGAGCAGAGAUGAAGCUAUGGAGGGAGAACUGAAUAAGAAGCAGUACCUUCAUACUCUAUCCUUCAAAUACGACGAUGAAGCAUCGGGUGAUGAUGAGCAGAAGAGAACAGAGGAGGUGCUUGAAAUCCUGCAGCCCCACAGAAACUUGAAAGAGUUGGAAAUAGAGAGCUACGGAGGUUCCAAGCUUCCCAAGUGGACAGAGGAUCCGGUUAUGCCAUCACUCCUGGAAUUACAAAUAGAUGAAUGUCCAAAGCUGAAGGAGUUGCCCAGCAAUCUUCCACCGCUCCUCCAGAAGCUGACUUUGUAUGGAAGUGAUGUUGGAAUGUCAUCCGGUGUGCCCUUACCCGUCCUCCCCAACCUUAACCAUUUGAAGAUUUCUUAUAAUCGAGAGCUGACAUCGUUCUCAUGUGGUUGGUUGGGACAACUCAAAGCCCUCCAAACUCUGGACAUCUAUGGCUGUCCGAAGUUGAGAUCUCUACCAGUGGAGUUGCAACACCUCACCAUGCUUCAACAAUUAGAGAUCUGGUGGUGUCCAGAGUUGAGAUCUCUACCAGAGGAGUUGCAACACCUCACCAUGCUUCAAAAACUGAAUAUAUGGGAAUGUCCAGUCUUAGCAGAACGCUGCCGAGAAGGAGGAGAAGAUCGCUACAAGAUUGCACACAUCCCCAAUAUCAGAUUGGGUCGCCGAUAAGAGGAGUUGGAGAGAGAAAUCAACGAUAGCUUUUCAUUUGCUUCUCUUUCCCCAAACUGUGUUGUUGCUGUGUGUGUAACUGCUCUAUUUUUUUAUUAUUUUUUUUAAGGAUUUAAUUUUAAUAUAUGUCAUUUAAUCUCAAUCUGUAAAGCCUAGUUUGCUGGAUUGUUGUCUUGCUCUGCCAGUAAACAAAAGCUGUUGAUCAAAUGUUUAUUGCUUUUCUUAGUUGUUUCUUGUUUUGGAGGUCAGGUUCUAUAUCCCCCUCUCCUUACGUAAUUUUUCUUUUUCUUUUUUAUUAUUAAUAAAGCUUAUAGUGCUACCGUCCACCUUCACACGCUCGCACACACACAAAAAUAAAUAAAUAACGAUGAUGUGACCAUGACUGCAUUGCUUCCUUUUCUCAAAGAUGAGUAAUAUAAGAUCAUGACAUGGGCCAUUUGUAUA